UGUGCGCAGACUCGUGGCGCGCGGCUGGACCUGAUGACGCAGACAGAGCUCAGAGCUGCUGCUGAUGUUCACGCGCAGGAAGUGUGCAUUGGUGUUUCAGAUCUGGUUCCAGCUGGACGGAUCCACAAUGUUCACCGCUGCAGCUCUGCACAGUCUCCUGAUGGUGGCGCUGUGUCUCCUAAGCUGGGCCGUCCCUCACGGGAGACACCCAGGAGACCUUCACAGAGAAGAGAAAGAGUCCUCCUCAUCUCUGAUGGACAGAUCCCGGGCUUCAGACUCCUCCAGUCUCAUCAGUUCCUCACAAACCUCUGCAGCGGACAGCACUGAAGCUGGAGACGCUCAUGUCCCAGACUCAGACUUCAGCUCCAGACCGCUGGACGCUCCGGACACCUGGACAGAAGCGGAUCGUCUGCAGACAGAGGAAGUGAGCGUCUCGUCUCCGGCCACCAUGUCCUCCGAAGACCUUCCUUUGAUCUUUGAGCCGUUUGAAGACGUCACGGCACCCAGAGCAUCAUCUGGACCGUCUGUUGCCAUGACGCCAGCUGCUGUAACCAUGGAGCGGAUGGUGUCCAUGGAUACGGUUCACACUUCCUCUGACAUCCGUCUCUUAGGAACGAAAGAGCCAAUCACAGAACCCCAUCCGGAAGCAGAGCAUCAUGGGACGACACAACCAGGUGAUGAUGUCACGCAGCGCUCUGUUACCCAUAAGCCUCUGACGGCUGAUCCCGAAUCGAACGGUUUGUCGUGUGUUCAGAUCAGAUCAGCUGAACGUCUCUGUGUUACAGAGGAGCCUGAUGAAGAUGAGGAGGAAGAGGAGGUGGACUCUGAUGAGGAGGAGAGCGAAGAGGACCUGACAGAGAGCACCAUGGCCCCGCCGUACAGCCUGAUCCCUCCUCCUCCCGUCUGGGUGCAGCGGAACCAGGGCCUGGUGCGGAGCUGGGUGGAGCUCAUCAGAGAGAAGGCUGGGUAUGUGUCGGGGAUGUUGGCUCCGGUGGGGAUCGGGAUCGCUGGAGCUCUUCUUCUGGUCGGAGCUCUCUACAGCAUCAGAGCGAUCCAUCGACGGAGGAACAGCUUCAAACACCAGAGGAGGAAGCCUCCCAGAGAAGUGCGCAGCGGACCAGACAACGCCAUGCUGCUGGCCGACAGCUCAGAAGACGAGUUCUGACCAGAGACAGCUGAGAUAGACACUCAGAUCAUCUAGAACAUGAAUCCUCUUUCAGAAUCACAAUAAGAACCAUUUACACUGAUGAGAAACAUCAUUGAGAUGCUAUUAUUAUAAGCUUUAAUAAUAUUUUGAGUCACAUUUUAUGAUGUUUUCAUUUAUAUAUAUGUGUGUGUGUGUGUGUGUGUCCAUAAAGUUGAUAAAAAAAAGAU
This is a messenger RNA of Carassius auratus (goldfish), 1374 nucleotides long. Its product is annotated as armadillo-like helical domain-containing protein 4. Lineage: Eukaryota; Metazoa; Chordata; Actinopteri; Cypriniformes; Cyprinidae. The transcript is spliced from 7 exons. The record is from RefSeq and is a predicted model, not a curated record. Bases 65 to 1165 code for a protein of 366 amino acids.